UUUAGGAGAAAAUUAGACAGGAGGGUUUAAGGUAAUCAACUGCAAAUUGAAGCACACCGCCCUCCGUUUAUAGUAGAAGAAAAGGGACAAAAUCAAACUCAAAACAAGUAAUUGUCAAAUUAUCGUCGUUUGAUUUUAGCAACAAGAGCAAAGCAUCCAUGGGUCUCAUGCAGGCAGACCAUUCUACUGGAAACCAGGAGCCAAACGUGGGUGAGUUCAUUGAUAAGCAAAAGCUUACUGCUCCCAUCAAAUCUGCUGUUGAUAAAUUCGCGCUUCUUCCCGAGUUUUUGAAGGUGAGAGGUCUCGUGAAGCAGCAUUUGGACUCGUUUAAUUAUUUUGUGAACAUUGGUAUAAAGAAGAUUGUGCGUGCCAAUGAUCGCAUUGUAUCCACUGUUGAUCCGGGCAUUUAUCUCAGGUUUAAAGAUGUUAGGAUUGGUACACCUUCAGUGAUGGUGGACACUAUCAGUGAACAGCUUAGCCCUCAUAUGUGCCGGUUAUCUGAUAUGACUUAUGCUGCGCCAAUAAUGGUCAAUGUAGAGUAUAUUCAAGGAAGUCAUGAUCAAAAGACCAGAGUGGAAAAGAAUGAUGUUGUUAUUGGGAGAAUGCCUAUCAUGUUAAGGAGUCGCAGUUGUGUAUUAUAUGGAAAAGAUGAAGCAGAACUUGCAAGACUUGGUGAGUGCCCCCUAGAUCCUGGAGGAUAUUUUGUUAUAAAAGGGACAGAAAAGGUGAUUUUAAUUCAAGAGCAACUUUCAAAGAAUAGAAUAAUUAUUGAUACUGAUAAGAAGGGAAAUAUAAAUGCAUCUGUUACAAGCAGCACAGAGGCAACAAAAAGCAAAACAGUCAUUCAGAUGGAGAAGGAGAAGAUUUAUUUAUGUCUCAAUCAAUUUGCAAAGAAGAUUCCUAUUAUGGUGGUAAUCAAGGCUAUGGGCAUGGAGAGUGAUCAAGAGGUUGUACAGAUGUUGGGAAGAGAUCCUCGAUAUGGUGCCCUACUCUUGCCAUCUAUUGAGGAAUGCUCAGGUCUGAAUAUAUACACGCAACAAAAAGCCUUGGAGUACCUUGAAGGAAAGGUGAAGAUGUCUACAUAUGCCAGUUAUUCAUCUGGAAAGGAAAAUAGAGCUUUGGGUAUACUUCGAGAUGUGUUUGUUGCUAAUGUUCCGGUACAUAAAAAUAAUUUUCGUCCAAAAUGUAUAUAUGUUGCGGUAAUGUUGCGGAGGAUGAUGGAGGCUAUGUUAAACAAGGAUGCACUGGAUGAUAAGGAUUAUGUGGGUAACAAGCGAUUGGAGCUAUCUGGCCAGUUAAUUUCUCUGCUUUUUGAGGAUCUGUUUAAGACUAUGAUCACUGAGGUUCAGAGGACAAUUGAUAAUGUGUUAACAAAGCAAAACCGGUCCAGUCGGUUUGACCUUUCCCAAUAUUUAGUCAGAGAUAGUAUUACUAAUGGGCUAGAAAGGACCCUUUCUACUGGAAACUUUGAUGUCAAACGGUUUAAGAUGCACAGGAAGGGCAUGACACAGGUGUUAGUUAGAUUAUCCUUUAUUGCAUCUUUGGGCCACAUGACAAGAGUUUCACCACAAUUUGAGAAGUCCAGGAAAGUAAGUGGACCUAGAGCAUUGCAACCAAGUCAGUGGGGCAUGCUUUGCCCUUGUGAUACUCCAGAAGGUGAAGCUUGUGGACUAGUAAAGAACUUGGCCCUAAUGACUCAUGUUACAACUGAUGAAGAAGAGGGUCCAUUAAUUUCUUUGUGCUAUUGUUUGGGUGUUGAAGACUUGGAACUUCUCUCUGGAGAAGAGCUUCACUCACCAAAUUCUUUUCUGGUUAUAUUUAACGGGCUGAUUCUUGGCAAGCACAGGAGGCCACAGCAUUUUGCUACUGCAAUGAGGAAGCUCCGAAGAGCUGGCAAAGUUGGCGAGUUUGUGAGCGUCUUUGUGAAUGAGAAGCAGUGUACUGUCUACAUUGCUUCUGAUGGAGGUCGGGUUUGUCGUCCUCUAGUUAUUGCAGACAAAGGUGUAUCAAGAAUUAAAGAGCAUCAUAUGAAAGAGUUGCUGGAUGGUGUCCGUACUUUUGAUGACUUCAUACGCGAGGGAUUGAUUGAAUAUCUUGAUGUCAAUGAGGAGAACAAUUCUCUGAUAGCUCUUUAUGAAGCAGAGGCCACAGCAGAGACAACCCAUAUUGAGAUAGAACCUUUCACUAUAUUAGGUGUUAUUGCUGGCUUAAUACCAUUUCCUCAUCAUAAUCAGUCACCGAGAAACACAUAUCAGUGUGCUAUGGGGAAGCAAGCUAUGGGAAACAUUGCAUACAACCAGUUAUUUCGGAUGGACUCGUUACUUUAUCUGUUGGUGUAUCCUCAACGGCCUCUAUUGACAACAAGGACAAUUGAACUGGUUGGUUAUGAUAAGCUUGGGGCUGGUCAGAAUGCAACUGUUGCUGUGAUGAGUUACAGUGGCUAUGACAUAGAGGACGCAAUAGUCAUGAACAAGGCAUCCUUGGAUCGUGGUUUUGGGCGUUGUAUUGUUAUGAAAAAGUAUUCCGACACCAUCAAUUAUAAGUAUGAAAAUGGUGCGGCAGAUAGAAUUUUAAGGCCACCAAGGACAGAAGAAAGGGAGAGGGUGUUGGAUGAUGAUGGACUUGCUGCACCUGGGGAAAUUAUUAGACCGGGGGAUAUCUACAUCAAUAAGGAAUCCCCUGUGGAAACAAGGGGGCAGUUAAAAUCUGCUGCAGCAUUAGCAGACAUCAAAUAUCGGCCUAAUAGAAGUACAUUUAAGGGUCCUGAAGGAGAGUCAUGCGUGGUUGAUAGAGUUGCUCUUAGUUCAGAUAGGAAUAACAAUCUAUCUAUCAAAUUCAUAAUUCGCCAUACUCGUAGACCAGAGCUCGGCGACAAAUUUAGUAGCAGACAUGGUCAGAAAGGUGUUUGUGGAACAAUUGUUCAACAGGAGGAUUUCCCUUUUUCUGAACGUGGCAUCUGCCCUGAUUUAAUUAUGAAUCCUCAUGGAUUUCCAAGUCGAAUGACUGUUGGAAAGAUGAUAGAACUUCUUGGGGGUAAAGCUGGGGUUUCAUGUGGUAGAUUUCAUUAUGGUAGUGCUUUUGGAGAACCAAGUGGUCAUGCGGACACGGUUGAAGCUAUAAGUGAAACCCUUGUUAAUCAUCGCUUUAGCUACAAUGGCAAGGACUUCAUUUAUUCAGGCAUUACAGGUUGUCCACUACAAGCAUAUAUUUUUAUGGGGCCAAUUUACUACCAGAAGCUGAAACAUAUGGUCUUAGACAAGAUGCACGCUCGAGGUAGUGGACCUCGUGUCAUGUUAACUAGACAACCUACGGAAGGAAGAGCUCGGAAUGGAGGACUUCGAGUAGGAGAAAUGGAACGUGAUUGUUUGAUUGCUUAUGGUGCUAGCAUGUUACUUUAUGAGCGCCUAAUGCUUUCUAGUGAUCCUUUUGAAGUGCAGGUUUGUAGAGUUUGUGGUUUGUUGGGUUAUUACAACCAGAAACUGAGAACUGGGAUUUGUUCUACUUGUAAAAAUGGGGAUAAUAUUUCUACUAUGAAACUGCCAUAUGCGUGCAAGCUCUUAAUUCAGGAACUCCAGUCAAUGAAUGUUGUUCCUCGUUUAAAACUGGCAGAGGCAUGAUCUGAUGGAUGAUUUAUGCUGCUCUCCAAAAGCUAGCUAAAGCCAAGGCAAACUAAUUGUGGUUGAACUAAUAUCGCAUGUUUAUAAAGCCAAAGAGAUUCACAUUCUAACAUUUUUAGCUCAGGAGCCUCAUUGCUGCAAAAUAUUUGAUAGGAAACGAAUCUACUUCAGCAGAUGCAGUGAAGUUGUUCAGUUUUCUUUUCUCUCCAAAAUUAAUUUCCAAUGUAUAUAGGAUUGUUACUAAGUUUGAAUUACUACCUCAUAGUUUUGAAUACAAUUUGACCACUACUUGUGAAAAUGCUCUCCUUAUAUCUACAAUCUUAUUAAUAUUAUUAAACUUUUUG
Messenger RNA from Manihot esculenta (cassava), 3961 nucleotides. RefSeq names its product DNA-directed RNA polymerase III subunit 2. Gene Ontology annotation, cellular component: RNA polymerase III complex. Lineage: Eukaryota; Viridiplantae; Streptophyta; Magnoliopsida; Malpighiales; Euphorbiaceae. Bases 159 to 3617 code for a protein of 1152 amino acids. Gene Ontology annotation, biological process: DNA-templated transcription. The transcript has 38 exons. Gene Ontology annotation, molecular function: DNA binding; DNA-directed RNA polymerase activity; ribonucleoside binding. The record is from RefSeq and is a predicted model, not a curated record.